AUGGAGGACUCCAUCAGAGCAAACAUUCGUAGAUCGGGCUACAAUUCUCGAAAACCAGCAAUAGUUAAGAGCCUGAGAAAAUGGGUGAAUCGCUCAGUUACGAUGGAAAAUGUGCCGGAGGAGUUCCGCAAGCUCCAUGAUGGCUCUCCGUUUCUGCAACUGGACGAACCGGGGUUCCACAUUUAUUACUCCACCGGAACCAUCCAGAUGGCGCGCGAGAAUGGGCUUUAUGGCACUGUGGCCGACGGGUCUCACAGCUUGCAGCCGAAGACCUUGGGGCGCUAUGCGCAGCUGUACUGCGUGCAUGGUGUCUGCAACCAAGACCUUGACGUACCACUGAUGUUCUGCAUAAUGGAAAAGAAAACUCGUCGCGGGUACAAGAGAGUAUUCGAGCACCUGAAGAGGAGUCUGCUAGGAAUGGUAUUCCUCCCGCAAGAUCUGUGGCCUGAAGUACGAGCACUACGCGGUCCACCAGUGCCGAGUGGCGACUUGCAUGACAGAUGCCAAGAUUUCCUUAAUUAUUUGGAAACCACCUGGCUGAGUGGGCCGUUCAAAGAUCUGUGGUGCAAGUGGAGAGUUGAGGAGUUGAGGACGACUAAUCUUGCCGAAGCCUUUCACAGGAGAAUACAGGUCUUGGCAUCGGUUGACCACCCACCGCUAAGCGUUCUGAUCGAUGUUUUGAGAAAGCUUAACUAUGAAGCCAUGGCCGCCCUCACACGUCUUAAGGAA
Molecule: messenger RNA, 729 nt
Organism: Cooperia oncophora
Lineage: Eukaryota; Metazoa; Nematoda; Chromadorea; Rhabditida; Trichostrongylidae
Source: the annotation of a GenBank genome assembly